Messenger RNA from Scatophagus argus, 4366 nucleotides. Its product is annotated as hyaluronan and proteoglycan link protein 1-like. NCBI's taxonomy places the organism in Eukaryota, Metazoa, Chordata, Actinopteri, Scatophagidae. Bases 454 to 1515 code for a protein of 353 amino acids. The record is from RefSeq and is a predicted model, not a curated record. Gene Ontology annotation, molecular function: hyaluronic acid binding. Gene Ontology annotation, biological process: cell adhesion. The transcript has 6 exons.
CGGACUGUGGGCAGGCAGGAGGAGCAACAGGAGUCGAGGGGCACCUCCUCUGUUUGAGGCUCGAAACAAAAACCCGAACACCGCAGACCCACUUCAGCUUCGGCGUGUUUGUUAAAGCUUAUUUCCGACAAAAACACCUGGACAUAAAACCUGCGGAUUUCACCGGAGUUUCCCGCAGUUUUGCAUUUAAUUUCACCUGCGUGCGUCAGAGCGCAGACUCCUCUCAUCACACACACACACACUCACUCACUCACUCACACACUCACUCACUCACACACACUCACUCACUCACUCACUCACACACAGGAGCAGGCGGGAGUGCGUCUGUGCCAUCCACAGCGCCAGUUUGGUUCCACCUUGACGUGCGCUUCAUUCCGCAUCUGGACCGCCGGAGAGCUCAGGCUUCACCGCAGCGCGCUGACAGUGAUCAGACCUCCAGUUUGGUGAGUGAAGAUGAUUGCUGUGCUGAUCUGUGCCUUGAUCGCACUCGGCGUGGCAGAAAACGACUUGGACACUCUGUACCCUGAGCUGGAGCACUCGAGAACCAUCUAUGUCACAGAGAACGGCCCUCGGCUCUCAGUGGUGGCAGAACAAUCCAAGGUGGUGUCGAGGCGAGGGGGAAACGCCACUUUACCAUGCAAGAUCCAAAGGGACCAAUCACUGGCACCGAAUCGCAAGAUGAGGAUCAAAUGGACCAAGCUGACCUCAGACUACCUGAAAGAGGUGGAUGUCUUUGUUGCCAUGGAUUAUCACAAAAAGAGUUAUGGCAGUUUCCAUGGACGCGUUCACCUACAAGGCUCCUCUCCCAUGGACGCCUCUCUGGUCAUCACUGAAAUCACCCUGGAUGAUUAUGGGAAAUAUAAAUGUGAAGUUAUUGAUGGGCUGGAAGAUGGAACGGUGGUGGUGUCCCUCGACCUAGAAGGCGUUGUCUUUCCCUACUUCCCCCGUCUGGGUCGCUAUAACCUCAAUUUCUAUGAUGCCGAGCGGGCAUGUCGGGACCAGGAUGCCAUCGUGGCGUCCUUCGAUCAGCUGUAUGACGCGUGGCGAGGAAAGAUGGACUGGUGCAAUGCUGGCUGGCUGAGUGACGGCACGGUCCAGUAUCCCAUCACUACCCCCAGAGACCCCUGCGGAGGCAAGAACACAGUGCCAGGGAUUCGCAACUAUGGCCUGAGAGACAAGGAGAAGAACCACUACGACGUGUUCUGCUUCACGUCCCACUACAAAGGUCGGUUCUACUACCUGAUCCACCCCUCUAAGUUAACCUAUGACGAGGCGGUCAGGGCGUGUCAGAAGGACGGUGCUCAAAUCGCAAAGGUCGGCCAGAUGUUCGCCGCCUGGAAGCUGCUGGGCUACGACCGCUGCGAUGCCGGCUGGUUGGCUGAUGGCAGCGUCCGUUAUCCCAUCUCCCGCCCCCGCCGGCGCUGCAGUCCCACAGAGGCUGCUGUGAGGUUCAACGGCUUCCCCGACAGAAAGCACAAGCUGUACGGAGUGUACUGCUUCAAGGGCCACAACUGAGCCACAAACACACACACACACACACACACAACGUGCAAACACAGCAUGCAAACACACACACACACACACACAUUCAUACACUAGUGAACACACUUGUGAAAAGAGACAGGAGGGGAUCUCGGAUUAUUGAGCAAACACAUUCAAACUGUGAUGCUUUAUUUCAUGGAAACCUUAAGACGUUAUUGUCAGAUAAGAGUCAUGUUGUUGCUUUGUAAUGUGGGACCUGAUACUCUGCAAGGGAUACUUUACACAUAUUUAAGGUUCAUAUUAUUUAAUCAAUGCCUUUGAAGGAGGUGGGGGGUUGGAUCUAAGCUACAGCCAUACUGUCAUUCAAGAAAGGACUGGGCAUGUCUUCUUACAACGAACGACACGUCUGAGCUGAGUUUCGCAGCAAAACAGCUCGUGGUUGGACGAAUACUUUGGGCACUUAUCUGGUUUUGUUUGAGACCUGGAAGAACAUCAGCACAGCCACGACGCUGGAAACACACGAUAAGAAGGAAAGAAAGCUCAAAUCCUGUGAUACUCGUCAGGUAGGAACACAAGCCUAGCACAACAAACCUGACCUUUGUUGUCCAGAUGUAACAAGGUGCUACGAUUGGUACUUUGUACUUCAUCAUACCGUGCAGUAUUUUAUGUUUUUAUACAAAUGUGUUGGACCAAACAUCAGUGCUGAAACGAAUAAGAAAAAGGAACAUCCAACUGUUAGCAUUGUUUUGUUUCCUAACUAUGUAGAAUGUUAUUAUCUAGAAAUAUCUUUCUGUUUAUGACAAUUUUUGAUAAACUAUAGAAUUAUUUACAUUAUCAUUUUUUGUCUUUUGGUCAAACUAUCCGAGUCUCUUUGGUUUACAUAAAACAUAACACAACAGUGGAAGAAAUACACAAAUGCUAAAGUCGUAAAAAGAUAUGAACUUUGCACUAAACAUGUAGAAGAAGCCUAAAGGAGGAAAUCUCAUCCUAUGCAGCAACAGAAAAUGCCUGGCAUGAAUGAAAACAUUGUUGUGCUGCAGAGUCGCUCUACAAGCUGACAGUAAAGAAAAGCUUUGCAGCUGUAUCUCCGUUUGGCUUCAUCGUAGACUUCAGAGCAUGACUUAGCUUCUACAAGUAGCUGUCUGUGUUGAUCUACACACACUAUGUAGCGCCUUGAUAAACUGCUAUUUUUGAUACAUGCUGUAGUUUCUUAUGGUGAUCUGUGACCUCAGCCCCUCUAUACGUGACUACGUUAACGUGUUAGCCUACAGCUCCCAAUGCAAACCUUUCCAAUCUUUCAUCAACUGUACAGAUGUUAGCUAGCUAGCUAGCUAGCUGUAAGCUAGCCAGCAACAGACACAUGGACUGACUGUAGGAGAGUCUGUGUGAGUUUGUCUGAAGCUCAGCUACUGAAUGAACUGUAAACUAAGCAGAAACUCAGGGUAUUUCCCUCCAGUCUCCCUCAUUUUCGAUAUGUUUAUGAAGCAGAGUCAUUUAAGUUGAAGCAUUUUAACAACUUCAACAACAUCAAGUAGAAAACAAAUACAUCUUGUCAAAUCUUUUCAUUGACUUUGUAUGCAUUCAUACAACCUCCACAGUUUGUCCAACGUUCUGAUUUUAAAAGGCAUGACGAAAACUACACUAAAAUCGAGCAUGAAUCUAAACUUAAGGCAGGUUCCAAAUGUGACGUUGGAUCAUACAGAAGACACUGAAGAGAUGGCGAAAAUUUUAGAUGAACAGUUAGAAACUGACUCCCCCUUAAGGUUUGCAUAGGGAACACAACGUAAGGAGUGCUGAGAUCACAAAUGGGCCAACGCCAGGCCCUGAGUGAGCUGGUUUUCCUGGCAGCAAAUGGUUCCCUGAUUGCUAUCUGAGCUCUGCAACGGCCGACCUGUCUCCAAAGCACAGAUCAGAUCCAGCAGGCCUGCAGCCAACCUGCACCAGCCUGCUGAAUGAGACAGAAAUACAAUACAUUCAAAAUGCUAAUAACUCCUGCACUCCUUCCAUGUAAGGGUACCAGAGAGCACACCGAUCAAGUGUAAGCUCAAUGUUUAAGGUCACAGCUGACUUGGACUCUGGCUUAGGUCAUCCACUCGGGCCUGUGCAGGUUUUACUUGGCUCCGCCUUUGACGCCACUGAACAGUCUACUAGACUUAUCACUGAACUGCCAAACACACUCAUAAAAAUAACUUUCUAUAAUGAUUAGCCAACGACUAUGUGGGAAAUCAAAUGUUGAUUUUAAAAACAGCUGUGAAGUAAACACAAGGUCAGUUAUUGUAAAUGAUCCUCAAACAAAUUUAAAAGGGAGUGAGUGAUUAUGCAGGAAGAGAAGAUUAUUGAGUCUCAUUCUCCAGAAUCGCUUGCUCAACCUAAAGUUUCAGUUUGUAAAAGGAAUAGUUUGACAUUUUUUAACCCUCACCUGAGCAUGUCCGGUUGUGUACAGAUUGAAGAAAUGAUAAUGCGCUGAUUAGUACAAUGUAGAGAUGCAGAUUGACGCCACUCUCUUAAAUAAAAGGCUACAGCGAGCAGGUGAUUAGCUUAGCACCGAGGCUGAAAAUGGAGAAACAGCUUCUCUAAAAUCCUAAAAGGUGCUACUAGGCACAUUUCUUAAAUUGAAACCACGCUAGCUGUUUCUUCCUGCCUCUGGUCUUUAUGCUAACCAAAGCUAAUCACUUGUUUCUCAAGCUGGAGUUAAUCAUUAAGCUUUCAAAACAGUUGAUUUAUUUCCCAAAGUGUCAAGCUAUUCCUUAAGACAAUCAAAGAAAUUAAUUUGGGUUCAUCCGACCAACUUUGCCUGUCAGGAGCCCUGUUAAUAAUUGCAGAGUCCAUGAAAACCUUAGGGACCCAAAGACAAAAGGACAAUAAACCAGUACAUAAACCACGA